This is a messenger RNA of Drosophila ananassae, 3998 nucleotides long. RefSeq names its product oxysterol-binding protein-related protein 8 (gene Orp8). Gene Ontology annotation, cellular component: membrane; intracellular membrane-bounded organelle; cytosol. The transcript is spliced from 10 exons. Gene Ontology annotation, molecular function: cholesterol binding. NCBI's taxonomy places the organism in Eukaryota, Metazoa, Arthropoda, Insecta, Diptera, Drosophilidae. Bases 867 to 3845 code for a protein of 992 amino acids. The record is from RefSeq and is a predicted model, not a curated record.
UCCAGGGCUGCACUAGCCGCUCACAUCAGCUGAUGCCGCGCUUGUAAUCCAACAACCACAACAACAACAAGAACGCACUAUGAAAGCUUGUUUCGCUUUUACACACUUCCAGCGUCUUGGCAGCGUCAUGAAAAUAAUACUCGCCGAGGCCGAGGCAGGUGGUGCGGCGCCGGGGUGGGUGGUGGAUGAGCUCAUACGAAAGGGAAAAGAAACAAGUUUAGCUUUUUGGAAACGUAGCGACGGCAGCAGCCUCAUUUGAACGCCAAACGCCAUCGACGCCGGAUCGUUGGAGCGAGGGAAUAUCCAUAUGUACAUAGAAGAACGCGAAAAGUGUGUGAGAAAGUGCCCACCAUUGUGUGUGCGUGUGUGAGCGAAGUGCGCUAGUGCCCUACCCGUAUUAUGAGAAUUUUUCGUACACCACUUUUCCCUUACUAAUUGUCGAAAGUCGGAAAAAAAUUGUGUUACGUGGCCGCCGCAGCAGCGUUUGCAUAAAAUUUUUUCAACGCCAGGCCCAGGCCAGUCCAGUCAGCUAAGCUUCUCAAAAAACGCUUCUAAUCGCACUCACACACACACGCGCCCUGCCAGAAGCGACAGUUUCGAUUUAUUCCGUUCUCUGUGCUGGGAAAACAAAACAUCCAAAGCGAGAACCCAAUUGUUGGGCGACCAGGAGAGGCCCAAACUCUUCAGCGGCCAACAACAAAAUCAAUAAUUGGCCCUGCGUCCGGUCCCAUCUGCGUGUGUGUGUGUGGCGCAAAGGUUGUGGGAACAACUGGAGCAAUGCCUUGCUGAUUGAUAGAAAAAAUAAGCAACAAUAGAGACCAGAGAACUGCAAAUUGAAUUAAGGCCGAGAAAGAUCCAGAUCCACCAUGCAGUCGGUACAAUCGCCCGGUACACCUGUGAACAGUGGUCCGGCAAUUGCGGCAGCGCCUCCGCCGCCCACCGCCUCGCUCCCGGUCAUCCCGUUCUCGUCCGGAGUCGCUUCAGUGGGAAGUGGUGCCGCCAGCAGCACUCCCAUCCGAAUCAACAGCGCCAAGCAUGCUGGGGCCGGUGCUGGUGACUCACUGGCGCCCUCUGCCGCCCACUCCCACUCGAUGCCGGGCACCCCCCAGCAGUCCAGCAGCAUGCCCACUGGCAGCCAGCUGCCCCUGCCCCUGCCCACCGGCGGCGGUGGCGGUGGCUCGGUGACUCCGACGGCCCUGUCCAUGGGCGCCUCCAACCAGUCGCUCGGGGUCAGCGUCGGAGCGGCCAGCAGUGUCAGUGGGAUUAGCAUCACGCCGCCCAACAGCGCCGGGCUGCGGCAGUCGACAGUAUUCGAUUUCAAAUUCAAACGGCGACCCUCGCUAAAAGUCCUCAUGACCAAACUCCCCUCCACGGACAGUCUGAGCAACAGUCCGGCGCCAUCAUCGCCAGGAAUCGCCAACUGGGCCUCAGACAACCGGGAUGGAAACCUGGCAGAUAAGUCGGCGGCCGAGGCGGCCAAACUUAACCGGAAGGAGUCCUACAAGGCCCAGAGGAAGAACUACAGACGCGAGAAGAAGCGAGUGGCCAGUGAAAUGAUGAACUCUCUCCAAGAUCCUGCAGUGAUUGUACUGGCCGACUGGCUGAAGGUUCGAGGUACUCUCAAGUCCUGGACAAAGCUGUGGUGCGUUCUGAAGCCUGGCCUGCUGCUCAUUUACAAAAGCCAGAAGACCAAGAGCAGCCACUGGGUGGGCACAGUCAUGCUCACGUCCUGCCAGGUCAUAGAGCGGCCCAGCAAGAAGGACGGCUUCUGCUUCAAGCUCUUUCAUCCGUUGGAGCAGUCCAUUUGGGCACCGCGCGGACCUGACAAGGAGACCAUCGGAGCUGUGGUCCAGCCGUUGCCAACGGCUUACUUGAUCUUCCGGGCCCCCAGUCAAGCGGCUGGCAAGUGCUGGAUGGACGCCCUGGAGCUCUCCCUGCGAUGUUCUGCCCUCCUGCUGCGCUCCAACAGCAGCACAGGAGCAGCGCCCUCAUCCAGCUACGUGGGCGAUCCGCUGCCCGUCUCCCACGAAACCCAAUGGUCGGAGGCGGACUACGAGAAGCACUUCAACGAACAUGAUCUGGAUGCAGACAGUCAGAAUGAAGCACCCAAUGCUGUCAUGUCCGGUCUGGAGUCUGAGUCGGAGUCCGAUGGCGCCGAGCAAGUUCAGGAGGAUGGACCAGAACAGUGUCAGGAGACGAGCUACGUACCCAUAACCGAGGAGGAAUUUGGCGAGCAGCAAGGAGAGCAGGUAGAGGAGUUGGCCGAGGAGAACAAGAGCUUGAUCUGGUGCAUUGUGAAGCAGGUGCGCCCGGGAAUGGACCUGAGCAAAGUGGUAUUGCCCACUUUUAUCCUGGAGCCGCGCUCCUUUUUGGACAAGCUCAGCGACUCGUACUACCAUGCAGACAUUCUCUCCAAGGCCGUCCACGAAGAUGAUGCCUUUACGCGCAUGAAGCUUGUAGUCCAAUGGUACCUGUCAAGCUUCUACAAGAAGCCCAAGGGCUUGAAGAAGCCCUACAACCCGAUUUUGGGUGAACGAUUCCGAUGCUAUUGGCAGCAUCCCACUGGCAGCAAAACCUUCUAUAUUGCAGAACAGGUCUCACAUCAUCCCCCAGUUUCUGCCUUUUACGUAACGAACCGGGAGGACGGCUUCAGUAUCACCUGCUCCAUCCUGGCGAAAUCGAAGUUCUACGGCAACAGCACCUCCGCGGUGCUAGAAGGCGCUGCCACUAUGACGUUGCUGCCGCGCGGUGAAUGCUAUACGGCGUCGACGCCGUACGCCCACUGCAAGGGCAUUCUAAUGGGCACCCUCUCGAUGGAGCUCGGGGGCAAGAUCAACAUCGAAUGCGAGAACACCGGUUACAGGACGGAGCUGGAGUUCAAACUGAAGCCAUUCCUUGGCGGUUCGGACGCCACGAAUGUGGUUGUUGGCAAGAUCAAGCUGGGCAAAGAGACUCUGGCCACCAUCUCGGGCCACUGGGAUAAGGAGUGCCGUAUUAAGGAUUCCAAAACUGGCGAAGAAACGUUGCUGUUCCGAGCAGAUGCUGAGAUGCGUUCCAAGCGGCUAACUCGGUAUUUGGUUCCAAUCGAGGAACAGCUGCCGUUCGAAUCGCAGCUUUUAUGGCAACGCGUCUCGGAGGCGAUUGCUCGCGAGGAUCAGGUGGCGGCCACCGAGGAGAAAACGGUGCUGGAGGAGCGCCAGCGGGCAGAGGCCAAAGACCGGGUCAGUGCCGACUUGCAAUAUACACCUGCUAUUUUUGAGCUCGACAACUACGGCCAGUGGGUGUACAAGUACGCGGAUCUGCGUCCGUGGGAUUCACGGAACGAUGUGCGCCAAUACGAGUGCGACUACAAGGUGCUCACCCAGACGCGGCACAAGUCCGUGCCGAUAAUCCACGGAGGCGAACUAAUGCAUCCGCUGCGUCCAUCCCUCGAGACCAUUUCGCGCAGCCAAAGACAAUCAAACGCUGGUCCGGGCAAUCAGCCGGGCGGUACAGCGGCUCCCAAGGCCAAGAACAAGAGCCUGGUGCUGGCGCCUCGCGACACCAACUCCGACUCCAGCCAGUCGCCCCAAGGCGCCGUGAAACGGAGCUCAACCAGUGCCAUCAAGCAACUAGCGCUGGCUGUUGACCAGGUUAACCGGGUUCUGGAGCAGCACACACGCCAGCUGAACGAGAUCAGCCAGCGGCUGGAGCGGAUGCAGUACGCCCCAUCGCCGAGCAAUAUGAGCAUGCAGUCGCAGCACCUGUGGGGCGGAGGGGUGUCGCAAUCCACUGUGAUCAAAUCGCUUCUCUACGCCCUGAUUGGCCUGGUGGUCAGCCUCAUUCUGCGCUGGCUGUUCAAAUAGAGACGAGGAGCCGGGGGAGUCGUUGUUGAUGUAGUUUUGUUCGGACUUGAGCAAAAAACAAAACUCCAAAAAAACUUUCAGUUAACAUCAUAUACAACUAUAUAUAUAUUAUAAACGCAUAUACAUAUAAAGGAUAAUACGCCCUAGAGUACA